Molecule: messenger RNA, 2711 nt
Organism: Misgurnus anguillicaudatus (oriental weatherfish)
Lineage: Eukaryota; Metazoa; Chordata; Actinopteri; Cypriniformes; Cobitidae
Molecular function (GO): nucleic acid binding; zinc ion binding
Source: RefSeq, a predicted model, not a curated record
GUAGUGGAGGACUUUUAUUAUACUUUUAUUAUACCUUUUCUUUUGUUUUAUUUUCCAUCCUAUUUUUUCAUUUCUUUAAUAACAAUCAUAGAAUUGUGAUUCAUAUGGAGAUCAUGUUUUUCUGCUAACGCACAUAAUUAUGUUUUUCUGUCUUUUCAGCAAGUACAAUGUUCAAGGAUUUAAACAUCAUGUACCAACACGUACUUUUCUAUAUGAUAAGAUAAGGGGGCUUAACGGAUGAAUCAUUAAGUUAGAAACCCAGGGAACGGUAGAGUUUUCUGAGAAACAAACCAUAUGUUUUAUGAUUAUGUUUAAUGUUUAUGUUCUUAAUCACUGACAGCUGAAGGCUAUCUUCUAAAUGACGUAGAAACGGAUGAUUGUACGUGUUUCAGCAUCUUACUAUAAAUGUAUGUUCAACCUUGUCAUCGGGGCUCUUUGGGUUUUUAAACUUCUAGCACCGUGAGGGUGAGAGCCUAUUCUGCAGAAUAUACAUAUAUAUAUAUAUUAAAUUCAGACAAAGAAAAUUCUGUAUACAGUGUGUCUGUGUGAUCCUUGACUUUGACUCCUAGUGAGUAUUAUUUGAUGCGGCUAAAAUUCCACGACAAUAAUGGCGACGAGGAUGCGGAUUCCACAGCUGUAGACUCCAGAAGGUUUGGGAGAGACUGACUGAUCAACCCUGAGACGAGAGGUCUCGGGCUCCGUACCCCAGGCCUAAGGGAAGGGAGAGUCUCAACCAGUUUCUGAAGUCAAGGCUGACGGAAUCUGGAAAAGAACCGUUGUGGUGGCAUCUGAAUAGAUAAUACGGUAAGCGUUAUUUCGUUCGUGACCAUGGGUCAGGGUAAUUCGAAAGGGGGUACAAAGUCAAUGGAUCUGGAAAAUGGCAUAUAUGCUCGAGUUAUCAAAUCAAAGGGCACGGGGGCGUUAGAAAGUGUGAACAUGUGGGAGAAAAAGUAUAACUUUCCUCCUAAAGGAACACUGAGUGUAAAAGCACUCACUUUAUUAAGGGAAAAGAUCAUUGCGGAUGGCAGAGAAAUGAGAGCGCAGAGUAAGAUAAAUACCAAGGACGAACUGGUUCAGACUAAAUCAGAGCUGAACAUUAAAGAAUGGUUAGAGGUGGCCUUGCAAAAUCAAAAAAAGCAGGAAAAAGAAAACAAAGCACAAUGUUUGCCUGCUUCAGAUUGUUUACAAGAUGAAACUAAUUCUCUGUCUUUUCCUCCUCCCUAUGCACCUGUACGUACCCCACCUGGGGUACAUUUCCAAUGCACAAGGGUACCGCUUCUGGACGAUGACCUCCAACCCCCUCCACAACGUCGCCCUCCACCACCACCUGCUCCACCAGUUCAACAACCCCCGCAGGUACAACAGCCAGCACGACAACCACCACCUUCUGCUCCCCCGCAGAUGCAAGAACAGCCACAUGGAGCAGGAUCAGAAAUCAUCGACCUCGACACCACGGUAGAGGAGGAUGAAGGGGAACCUCAGAUAAAGAAAGAACCGGGGGCAAUUCCUAAAGUGAAGGGUGAGAGGCAGAUAGUCACCAGAGGAACAGCUAAAAUCAGCCUUCAAGCACCCAUGAUCCAAGUCGCAGGGCCGGAGGGUCAACCGAUGCUGGUGUACAGGCCCUAUGGAUGGCAGGAAAUCCAGGAGAUGGGAGGACACUUUUCCCCUGUUGAGGUAGGAGGAACAGUAAUGGCUGAAGAAUUAAUUCAGUUUUGUCGAACUUAUUCACCCAGAAUCCAGGAAGUGAAAAAGAUCCUGGAAAAGAGACAUGGUUUUCGGCUGGGAACGAAAAUGACGGGGAAAUGGCCUGAUGACAGCGCACCCACACAUCCUGACUGGAACCACGACAGCAACCUGCCUUAUCGAAAUGCUGUGGAACAAAUUGCAAAGGCCCUCAAGGACAUCUACCCGGUAACAGUAAACACUCAGAGACUGACUCAAACUAAGCAAAAACCCGAUGAACCGGUUGAAGAAUAUCUGAAUCGUUUAACCACCGUAUUUGAACAAUGCUCAGGAAUGUUGAAACCAGAGGGAGUAAACAUCAACACGGGAGACGUAACAUCAUGGGAAUCUUAUCUCAAGCAGAUGUUCCUGGGAGGACUUCAACCUGACAUUUCAGCAAAGGUAAAACAAACCUGCAUCGGGUGGGAGUCGGGAAAACUGGGCGAGGUUGUCACACAUUCUCUGCACGCUGAACGCCUGCUAGAUGAAGACAAACGAAAAAAGCAGAGAAAGGCGGACCAACAGUUAUCUUCAGCUUUUGCCAAGAUAGGAGAAUGGACACAGCCACAACAAACCCAGCGCAAUUUCUCUUCACAAGGACAACGCUUCCGAGACAACGGACAGCAGAAAGAAAAGGAGAAGAGGAGAGGAAAACAGUGGCCGGAAGACCCAAAAGAAAAAAUUUGCUGGUAUUGCGGGAAGAAAGGACAUUUGAAAUCCCAAUGUUUCCAUUUCUUGAAAACUCAAGGGACAGAGGAUUUCCAAGCGGGCGCGGGAAACUUGCCGGCGUGUAAGGAAAAGGGCGACUGAGGCACGGAGGGGGAAGGGGAGCAUCGUACGGAGGCGGGUUAAAGCAGCACUACCACGCCCCGCAGAAGGGCCGCUGCACAACAUCAAACCAGGAGAUUUCGUGUUGGUGAAAAACCUGAGGAGGAAAUCCUGGAAGGCAAGACGGUGGGAAGGACCAUUUCAGGUUCUGCUAACAACUC